AGGCGCGGGCGACUACACUCACCGCUGUGCUGCUCGCGCCGGGCGGGCCGCUGUUACGCAAUGGAAAUUUCGAAAGCCCCGCCCGUCCUCCUGGCCCUUGGGGGAGUGCGGCAGAUUUGGCAGACUUUGUUUUCUUUACCUAUCUUCGAACACCAGCUUUUCUUUUAUGGGUGUUUUUUUUUCUUUUUCUUUUGAGUUGGGGUCUCUGUCACCCAAGCUGGAGUGCAGUGGCGCGUUCUCGGCUCACUGCAACCUCCGCCUCCUGGGUACAAGCGAUUCUCCUGCCUCAGUCUUCCGAGUGUCUGGGACUAGAGGCGCGCACCGCCACGCCCGGCUAAUUUUUGUAUUUUUAGUAGAGACGGGGUUUCACUAUGUUGGCCAGGUUGGUCUCGAACAUCUGACCUCAAGUGAUCCGCCCACCUCGGUUUCCCAAAAUGCUGGGAUUACAGGCGUGAGCCACCGCGCCUGGCCCGGGUGUCUUUUUUUCGAAAGGAUAAAUUGGCAUAGGUGGGAUUUUCUCCUCAAUCUUGAGAAAAUGCCCGAGUGAUUAGACAAAUAAUAGUAAUGUUUUGCAGUAUCUUGAAGUGUAACCUGUUGUUUCCAGUUUUGGUGUUUUCUUAAAAAGGAGCAUUCUUCGGAAAGUUAAAAUGUCACGUCUUAAUUUCAGUUUUCCUAAUCAAGAUUUGAUAAUUGAAGAGUGUUUACUCAUCUAGUUCUUAAUCUGGCUCACUAUACAGUUGAAGACGCUGAAGCCCAGGGAAGUUUUUUUGCAGUACAUAGGUUUCCUGAAUAUUUUCUAUCAGAAUGUCCUUGUUCCCAUUAUUAGACUGGGAAAAAGAAAUUAGACUGAUUAAAAUUCUAUUUGGAUGAAAUUAACAGCUUUUGGCAAGACGUUUGUAGUAUUGACUUACUAUCUGAAUUUAGCGUUGGUAACGGAAAGCGACCUGUAAAACAAGAACCAAGUACGCUGGAAGCCGCCUUGCAGGGGGCAACACUGGGUUUGGCUUCAGCUGUGCAACUUGGAGCAUUUUAGCUUGGUAACACUGAUCCCCUUUCAGGUGAGUAUUGGGCUUGUAAUUUGUAUUUGAAUGAGAAACCGUAAUGUGGCUGCUGGUAAGGUAAAACGGAUAAAUGCGCCAGACCAAAACAGCUCGCAACGAAGUAUGUUAGCCGUAAAGUCACAAAGUCCAGGCUUGAUAAUCUUCUGAGAAAUUGAUAAAAGAUGUGUGAUGUAGACAUGAGUAGCAAGGACUAAAGAGAUAAAUUCAUUCUGAAACUGCUUUGAAUAUUGUAUGUUGUUGAUGGGUUGGAAAUAUAUCACCUUGGGAAUGAGGUUUUUUUUUUUUAAUUGGAGUUUUAGGAGUUGGUAAUAUCGUGGUCAGUAUAUAUAGGCUUCACAAGUUACGUAAUUUGUAGUGGGAACAUGGAAUAGACAUUUCAUCUGCGUCACCCAGAGGUGGUUUUAGGUUUUAAAUUCUGUAUUAACGGUUGUUUUCUUUCCAGACUGCAAAAUUCAAAAUGGGGCUCAAGGUAUUCGUUUCAUCUACACCAGAGAAGGCAGACCAAGUGGCGAGGCUUUUGUUGAACUUGAAUCAGAAGAUGAAGUCAAAUUGGCCCUGAAAAAAGACAGAGAAACUAUGGGACACAGAUAUGUUGAAGGUUUGAUUUACAUUGCCCUAGUUACAGUAAAUAAAGCAUUAAACAAUAGAGGUCUUACCCCUUCUGAAUUUUAGGUAUUUGACUGCAUGGAAAUGGUCAUCUAAGGGAGUUUGUGGCAGCUCUUCCUAGCUUAUCUAAAGACCCAGGAAGUCUGAACUUUGUUAUCUCAUUUUCCAAAAGUGACUAAUUCUAAGCACCUCUUUCAGUAUUCAAGUCAAACAACGUUGAAAUGGAUUGGGUGUUGAAGCAUACUGGUCCAAAUAGUCCUGACACGGCCAAUGAUGGCUUUGUACGGCUUAGAGGACUUCCCUUUGGAUGUAGCAAGGAAGAAAUUGUUCAGUUCUUCUCAGGUAUAUUGAAAUCUUUAAGAGCAGUAGAGCUGAAGUUAGAACUCACUAUGAUCCACCACGAAAGCUUAUGGCCAUGCAGCGGCCAGGUCCUUAUGACAGACCUGGGGCUGGUAGAGGGUAUAACAGCAUUGGCAGAGGAGCUGGCUUUGAGAGGAUGAGGCGUGGUGCUUAUGGUGGAGGCUAUGGAGGCUAUGAUGAUUACAAUGGCUAUAAUGAUGGCUAUGGAUUUGGGUCAGAUAGAUUUGGAAGAGACCUCAAUUACUGUUUUUCAGGAAUGUCUGAUCACAGAUACGGGGAUGGUGGCUCUACUUUCCAGAGCACAACAGGACACUGUGUACACAUGCGGGGAUUACCUUACAGAGCUACUGAGAAUGACAUUUAUAAUUUUUUUUCACCGCUCAAUCCUGUGAGAGUACACAUUGAAAUUGGUCCUGAUGGCAGAGUAACUGGUGAAGCAGAUGUCGAGUUCGCAACUCAUGAAGAUGCUGUGGCAGCUAUGUCAAAAGACAAAGCAAAUAUGCAACACAGAUAUGUAGAACUCUUCUUGAAUUCUACAGCAGGAGCAAGCGGUGGUGCUUACGAACACAGAUAUGUAGAACUCUUCUUGAAUUCUACAGCAGGAGCAAGCGGUGGUGCUUAUGGUAGCCAAAUGAUGGGAGGCAUGGGCUUGUCAAACCAGUCCAGCUACGGGGGCCCAGCCAGCCAGCAGCUGAGUGGGGGUUACGGAGGCGGCUACGGUGGCCAGAGCAGCAUGAGUGGAUACGGUAACCAAGGAGCAGUGAACAGCAGCUACUACAGUAGUGGAAGCCGUGCAUCUAUGGGCGUGAACGGAAUGGGAGGGAUGUCUAGCAUGUCCAGUAUGAGUGGUGGAUGGGGAAUGUAAUUGAUCGAUCCUGAUCACUGACUCUUGGUCAACUUUUUUUUUUUUUUUUUUAAGAAAAAAACUUCAGUUUAACAGUUUAUGCAAUACAAGCUUGUGAUUUAUGCUUACUCUAAGUGGAAAUCAGGAUUGUUAUGAAGACUUAAGGCCCAGUAUUUUUGAAUACAAUACUCAUCUAGGAUGUAACAGUGAAGCUGAGUAAACUAUAACUGUUAAACUUAAGUUCCAGCUUUUCUCAAGUUAGUUAUAGGAUGUACUUAAGCAGUAAGCGUAUUUAGGUAAAAGCAGUUGAAUUAUGUUAAAUGUUGCCCUUUGCCACGUUACAUUGAACACUGUUUUGGAUGCAUGUUGAAAGACAUGCUUUUAUUUUUUUGUAAAACAAUAUAGGAGCUGUGUCUGCUAUUAAAAGUGAAACAUUUUGGCAUGUUUGUUAAUUCUAGUUUCAUUUAAUAACCUGUAAGGCACGUAAGUUUAAGCUUUUUUUUUUUUUUUAAGUUAAUGGGAAAAAUUUGAGAUGCAAUACCAAUACUUAGGAUUUUGGUCUUGGUGUUUGUAUGAAAUUCUGAGGCCUUGAUUUAAAUCUUUCAUUGUAUUGUGAUUUCCUUUUAGGUAUAUUGCGCUAAGUGAAACUUGUCAAAUAAAUCCUCCUUUUAAAAACUGCA
Molecule: messenger RNA, 3551 nt
Organism: Gorilla gorilla gorilla (western lowland gorilla)
Lineage: Eukaryota; Metazoa; Chordata; Mammalia; Primates; Hominidae
Gene: HNRNPH1
Product: heterogeneous nuclear ribonucleoprotein H1
Exons: 9
Coding region: 2077-2892 (271 amino acids)
Molecular function (GO): RNA binding
Source: RefSeq, a predicted model, not a curated record